ACUGCCAAGAUAGAUUUAAUUGUCAAAUUGAUACUGAAAACUCUGAAAUGUUUAAAGUUGUUCCUAUUGUAGUGUUUUUGUUUAUAUCUAUUAGCAUUAAUGAAAUAACAACAAAUGAAACGAUGAAAAAUAUAACGUCGGGGUUUUUGAAGGUGUUAGAUGAUUGUAAGCAUGAGCUUAAUUUAAGCGAAAACGUACUAGCCGAUAUGUACCACUUCUGGAAGGCGGAUCACGCUUUGCUCCACCGAGACACAGGAUGCGCCAUCGUAUGCAUGAGCAAAAAGCUGAACCUGCUCGAUACUAGUGGAAAGCUUCACCAUGGAAACGCGCAGGAGUUUGCUGUCAAUCAUGGCGCUGCGAGCGACAUGGCAUCGAAGCUGGUAAGCGUGGUCCACGAAUGCGAGCAGAAGCACGAUGCUGAAGAGGAUCCGUGCCUCAGAGCGCUGGAGAUAGCCAAGUGCUUCCGUGAAGUCAUGCAUGAGAUGAACUGGGCUCCGAGGAUGGACAUCAUCAUCUCUGAAGUGCUCACUGAGAUAUAGAUAAACGAAGAAACUAAACGAAUAAUAAAUAAAGAAGUAAAACGUAUGAAGCAUGCAAAUAAGCAAACAAGUUAAUAUUAGGUUACUUACUAAAAUAUUUUUUUAAGUAGGUUAUUUUUUGGAAUAGUUAACGUCUAUUGUUUAUUUAUAUUUUAUUUUUUGAACCCUUAAUUGUUUAAUUUUUAAUUUAUUAAUAAUUUUUAUUAUUAAUUCUGUAAUUUUAUGUUUAUUGUUGUACUUAGUUAUUUCUGAUACCCCGGGAAAACGAAUUGGGAUACUGUUGUGAUUCCCUGUCUAUUUCAUAUAAAUAACUAAAUUACAGUUUCUUAUUGUAUAUUUACUUUGGUUACUUAUUGCAGCUACAUAUGACGAGUAUGUAUUGUAUGUUGCAACGGCCGAGCUUCCUGGAAUUUUUUAGAAUAUUAAAUUGAAAAAAUCAA
Molecule: messenger RNA, 979 nt
Organism: Bicyclus anynana (squinting bush brown)
Lineage: Eukaryota; Metazoa; Arthropoda; Insecta; Lepidoptera; Nymphalidae
Product: pheromone-binding protein-like
Exons: 3
Coding region: 48-539 (163 amino acids)
Molecular function (GO): odorant binding
Source: RefSeq, a predicted model, not a curated record